GCGCCAGCCAAUGGGAGCGGGGGGGGCGGGCGGUGGCGGGCGCGGCGCGGGCAGCGAGUGGCCGGCGGCGCGUUCUGGCGCCAAGUUCGAAGCAGUUAUAAGGGGGCGGCGCGGUGCUCCCAGCUCCCAGUGCUUGAUCCGCCACUGCCGCCGCUAUGCUGUCCUCCCGCGCACCGCUCGCAGCCCGCAACGACCAGCCCUGCCGCUCGCCCAUGAAGGGCCUGUCACCCAUGAAGAACCUGUCGCUGAGAGACAAAGAGAACACGCCCCCCGUGUUCAGCAGCACCCGCAUCCUUGCCAGCAAGGCGGCCCGCAACAUCUUCCAGGAGGGCGAUGGGAAGCCGGUGCCGCGGGGCGCGGAGGAGCAGGAGGAGCCGCUGCUGCGGGACAACCCCCGCCGCUUCGUCAUCUUCCCCAUCCAGUACCACGACAUCUGGCAGAUGUACAAGAAGGCCGAGGCCUCCUUCUGGACGGCGGAGGAGGUGGAUCUUUCCAAAGACCUCCAGCACUGGGAGUCCCUGAAGCCUGAGGAGAAGUACUUCAUCUCUCAUGUUCUUGCCUUCUUUGCUGCCAGCGAUGGCAUUGUCAAUGAAAACUUGGUGGAGCGGUUCAGUCAAGAAGUGCAAGUCACAGAGGCUCGCUGUUUCUAUGGCUUCCAGAUUGCCAUGGAAAACAUACAUUCGGAAAUGUACAGUCUUCUUAUUGACACCUACAUUAAAGAUUCUAAAGAAAGGGAAUUUCUUUUUAAUGCCAUUGAAACAUUACCGUGCGUUAAAAAGAAGGCUGACUGGGCCUUGCGCUGGAUUGGGGACAAGAAAGCAACAUAUGGGGAACGUGUAGUAGCUUUUGCAGCAGUGGAAGGAAUCUUCUUCUCUGGCUCUUUUGCAUCAAUUUUUUGGCUGAAAAAAAGAGGAUUAAUGCCUGGACUCACUUUUUCUAACGAACUCAUCAGUAGAGAUGAGGGCUUGCACUGUGACUUUGCCUGCCUCAUGUUCAAGCACUUGAUACACAAACCAUCAGAAGAGAGGGUAAAGGAAAUCAUCAUGGAUGCUGUUCUCAUAGAACAGGAAUUCUUGACAGAGGCACUGCCUGUGAAGCUGAUUGGCAUGAACUGCACUUUAAUGAAACAGUACAUAGAGUUUGUAGCAGACCGGCUAAUGUUGGAACUGGGAUUUAACAAGAUAUACAAAGCAGAGAAUCCUUUUGACUUCAUGGAAAACAUCUCUCUGGAGGGCAAGACCAAUUUCUUUGAGAAGCGAGUAGGUGAAUAUCAGAGGAUGGGAGUCAUGUCGAAGCCCACAGACAACUCUUUCACCCUGGAUGCAGAGUUUUAAAUGAACUGAAACCAUAUGAGUUAGUGUGUGUGCUCCUGUUUACAGGGAAACACUAGAUGUAUUGAGUCAGUGUGACUUGAUUCCUGUACCAAAGUCCCACUCUGAAAGUGUGGUGGUAUUGGUACUUUCCAGGAAGCUAGUGUAGCUCCAGCAGUAAAAUAACUUUUAUUAGGCUUUGCCAAUGGUGUUAAUUCAUAGGAUGUUUAGAUUUAUCUCUUGGAACGUAUGCUACUCUGUUUUGUGAUAAAUAUGGGUAUGCUCCUUCUGCAAGACAGGAGGUUAUGGGCAGUGACCACUAGCUUCUGCUGUUCUCCCUAUAAACAAAGGAGCCAUUGGGAAAUUCUGGUCUUAGAUUUACUGAAUACCCUGCUGAAAACUCUGGAGUCAGCUACAUGGCCUUACUGCUUUCUUAGCAGGUUUUAAGUUUACCUUUUUUAACUAUUGUUUUAAUAGUCUGUACAUAAACCUGGCACUUUAAUGUUUAUUUUAAUAAAGAACUCUCAUAAUAUUCAACAAUAGUGAAAUGCAACUGUAAGGAUUUAGACUUUUGCAACCUAACCUUUCAUGACUUGUGCUUCUUCUGGAUAUAUAGCUUAAAAUGGUGCUGUGAGUCAAACUUCUGAAAUCUAUUGAACAGGAAGAAACUUGCUAUGGAAAGUGAAGAGCUUAAUAAGUUGGAUAUUCUGGGUACUGAAAACAUGCAGCUGGCUUCUGGACUUAAUUACUUUUUGUUUAAUAUCUGGGAACAGUGUUUCAUGUAAUAGUAAUAAAGAUCUGGUUGGAUUUA
Molecule: messenger RNA, 2121 nt
Organism: Neopsephotus bourkii (Bourke's parrot)
Lineage: Eukaryota; Metazoa; Chordata; Aves; Psittaciformes; Psittacidae
Gene: RRM2
Product: ribonucleotide reductase regulatory subunit M2
Exons: 10
Coding region: 156-1334 (392 amino acids)
Biological process (GO): deoxyribonucleotide biosynthetic process
Cellular component (GO): cytosol
Molecular function (GO): ribonucleoside-diphosphate reductase activity, thioredoxin disulfide as acceptor
Source: RefSeq, a predicted model, not a curated record